Molecule: messenger RNA, 2025 nt
Organism: Pestalotiopsis fici W106-1
Lineage: Eukaryota; Fungi; Ascomycota; Sordariomycetes; Amphisphaeriales; Sporocadaceae
Exons: 1
Coding region: 1-2025 (674 amino acids)
Source: RefSeq, a predicted model, not a curated record
AUGGGGAGACCCGCGGCGCAAAUCAUGGCUCCGCGGUCUAUUGAGCCGCGGUCCGCCACCAGAACCUCCAAGGCCUUAGGAGCCAUCAUUCUCUUCUACGGCGCUCUCGUAACGUUGCGCCAUGUACCCUGGCCCUUUGGCGUUCCCUCUGAUGAGCUGCCCGCCGCUGAGAAAUCGCCAUAUGGAUCGUUCCCAGUGGCCGGUGAACCAUUCCACUUCAUCCCGUGCACAAGUGCCAGUGUCCCGCCGCCGCUGGAAGAUGAGAACCCGCUCGAGACUUGGUCAUUGUUGUUCGAUCCCAACCCCGAACAUUGGAGUUGGGGAGCAGCAGCAGCAGCAGAGACGAGCGAGACCGGCCAUCCCGAGGAUCCCUAUGCGGGGCGGGGUAUCUACCUCUGCGGCUGGCUCGAUGUGCCGAUGGACUAUACCAACGCGUCGGAUCACCGCAUCAAUCGCCUCGCUGUCACCAAAUAUCAGGUCUCGGGCCUGGCGCGUUCGGGCGUGGUCUCCAAGAACCCGAACGCUGGCAAGAAGAGCGCGCGGACGCUCGUUGUAGAGCCGGGUGGCCCUGGUGGCCCUGGUACCGGACUGGUGUGGCGAGCCGCUGAGGAUUACGGAAGGCGCUUCACGGAUGGCAAGUUGGAUGUCUUGGGAUGGGAUCCGCGCGGUGUCAACAUCUCCCUCCCGUCCUUUUCAUGUUGGCCCUACGACGCUGAUCGUGAUCGCUGGUCGCUGCGACAGAAUCAGUACCGCGAGACCUCGCCAUCGCCGCGCGCACAGCUAGAGUUUGCUGAUGCACUCUGGGAUUCCAUAUUCCACGGCUGCUGGGAGCGCCUCGGUGAUCUGGGGCGCUUCAUGGGCACCUCAUUCGUCGCCCGUGAUCUCGAAGAGAUCCGCAAGGUAUUGGACGAGGACGAGCUAACCGGCUAUCUUGUGAGCUAUGGCACGGGCAUUGGACAGACAUAUGCCAACAUGUUUCCCGAUAGUGUCGGCCGCAUCAUCCUGGACGGUACCGAAUACGUUCGUGACCACCGAUUGGUCGGUGGAUUUGGUUGGACGGCGCUCGAUAAUGGAACCGAUGCGUGGAACGACGGUUUUCUGGGCGAGUGUGUCAAUGCUGGGCCGGAAUAUUGUGCCCUCGCCAAGCCCAAGGAUAACAAACCUGUAACGUUGAACAGCCUCCAAGACAGAAUGCAGACACUGCUCGACAAGAUCAUUGAGCGCCCGAUUCCAGGAUACACAAAAUCGAGCGGGCCUAUGCUCGUCACAUAUUCCAGACUGGUAGAGGCUUUGUACAGUGCCAUGUACAACGCCUUUUCUUGGCCAGCACUUGCCAAAAUGCUCUUUGAACUUGAGGCAGGCAAUUCUACGCUGGCGGCACAAUUCUUACAGAAUUGGGAGUAUGAUCCAACAAAACCGUGCCCUUUGGCCCCUGCCAUACCACAAUCAGACGAGCUCGGAAUGAUCGUCAUCUGCGCCGAUUCUUACGAUGCGCCCAUGCCGGAUGGCUUGGACUGGUGGUUGGAUCUUUGGGAAGAUAUGACGAACAGAUCCUGGAUUGCCGGCAAUUCUCGCUUCUACGACGUUUUCCCGUGCCGCCACUUUUCGGACUACUGGCCCAAGCCCGCCGAGGCGUAUCGCGGUGAUCUCAACCACACCCUCAAGAAUCCAGUGCUUCUCAUUGCCGAGACGUAUGAUCCCGCAACCCCAUUGAGAAACGGUCGACGCCUUCUUCACGAGAUGGGCAAGAAUGCUAGACUGAUUACGCAUCACGGUUAUGGCCACUCGUCUCGCGACACCUCUAACUGCACCAAUUCCAUCGCCAAAUCUUUCAUCCUCAAUGGCACGGUCCCUGAAGACUCCGAGACGCAAUGUUAUGCCAAUGAAAAACCCUAUCUAUAUGGCGUCAAAUCAGCCGAGGCAGGAUCGUUGGUCACGGGCUCGGAAACUGAAGAGCCAUGGGACCCUGUUGUGGACUGGCGUGAGCACCAAAAGAUGAUGCAGAGCUUUGGAAGACGAAUGUAA